Messenger RNA from Sesamum indicum (sesame), 983 nucleotides. Its product is annotated as Integral membrane Yip1 family protein. Lineage: Eukaryota; Viridiplantae; Streptophyta; Magnoliopsida; Lamiales; Pedaliaceae. Gene Ontology annotation, cellular component: trans-Golgi network; membrane. Gene Ontology annotation, biological process: vesicle fusion with Golgi apparatus; endoplasmic reticulum to Golgi vesicle-mediated transport. The record is from RefSeq and is a predicted model, not a curated record.
UUCCCCUCCGGCGCGAACCCUGCCGCCCCCUCCUCUGGGCCCCAGCAACGCCGUCUCCCCACCGCCCCCUUCCAACCCCCCAAAUCCUCAAACCCCGGCCUCCCGUUCCUCUCGUUCGACGUCAACUCGGCCGCUGCAUCCACCUCCUUCUCCGCUGCUCCUCAGUUCCCAUCCACAGUCGGUGGUGGAGGAGGAGCCACUGGGUUCGAGGAUGAGCCACCGCUCCUUGAAGAACUUGGCAUCAAUACCAAGCAAAUCUACCAAAAGACCCUCUCAAUUCUCAACCCUUUCAGAAUCAACCACCACCUUCACGAAGAUGCCGAUCUCUCAGGUCCGUUCCUCUUCCUCAUGGCGUUUGGAUUAUUUCAGCUCCUAGCUGGAAAACUACAUUUCGGGAUUAUCCUUGGUUGGGUGACGAUGGCGUCGAUGUUUCUCUACGUCGUUUUCAAUAUGCUUGCGGGUAAAAACGGGAAUUUGGAUAUGUACAAGUGUCUCAGCCUGAUUGGGUACUGUAUGUUGCCCAUUGUGAUGUUGUCGGCUUUUUCUCUGUUCGUGCCGCAAGGUGGAAUGGUGAUCAUGGUGAUAACUGGGCUGUUUGUGAUCUGGUCUACACGUGUCUGCACGGGAUUGGUAGUGGAGCUGGCUAACUGUGGAGACGAGCAUCGGGGAUUAAUCACGUAUGCUUGCUUCUUGAUUUACAUGCUUUUUUCGCUGCUUGUGAUUUUCUAGUGGGAAACAUCUUGUACAAGAUCGAAUCGCAUCGCAUUUGAUGAUAGCUUUUUGAAGCUUAGCUUGGAUGUUUUUCGUAUGUGUUUUUCUUCUUUUCACAUUGUAAGGGUUCUCAGUGGAAUAGAUAUAUAGUCGGAACUUUUUUAGGUGUUAUGGCGGUUGAUUAUGAAAUCAAAAGUUCAAUUGAUUUGUGAUGGCUGGAUGAUGGUUUUGAUAUGGCAGAUAAUGGAAUGGGACUCGGGUAUUCUUAUUUA